Messenger RNA from Didymella exigua CBS 183.55, 2028 nucleotides. Its product is annotated as beta-lactamase/transpeptidase-like protein. The coding region runs from base 209 to 1933 and encodes 574 amino acids. NCBI's taxonomy places the organism in Eukaryota, Fungi, Ascomycota, Dothideomycetes, Pleosporales, Didymellaceae. The record is from RefSeq and is a predicted model, not a curated record. The transcript has a single exon.
ACACUCUGUCACCCUCCCCUUCUGCCGCCCUUGAUUUUGGCUUCUGGAUCCGUUAUUUUUCUGCAUUCGUUUGUGUGCGUCAGCAUCUUGAGCCUCGAUGGCUGUGCGUGCAGCGCUGGUGGCCUGAGUUAAUUCCGACCGUCUUACCAUCUACACCGUCCGUACGUAUAUGCGUCGACUGCGCAGUACGCAGAGAUACACAGCCAUUAUGGCUCUACUUAACAGGCAAAUUUCCGUCGUGAUUAUUGUCUCGAUACUACCAAUCCUCUUCUACUGGCUUUACACAAGCACGACCAUGCAUCCACUCAUCGUUGGCGCCUUCUCCACCUGGCUCUCAGCGACUGCAACACAGGCAUAUUGCCCGCCGCCAGGACCACUUCUUCCACCGCCGAGAAUACUCUCCAACUCAACAAAGUUUGCUGUUUCGGAUACAGCAUUUGCAAAUGUGCCCUGGGCUGCUGACACGUCUUUCGCAAUCAAAGCAUCCAUUGACGAUGUAACGGUUUUCGAAUACGAGCACUCUGCACCAGGUCGAGAUGUCGGUCAAUCGCUUUUAGAGACCAGUUUGCGUAUUGGGAGUGUCACCAAGACAUUCACCAUGCUAGCAAUCCUGCUUAGCGCAGACAAGAUCAAGCUGUCAGAUUCGAUCACUAAGUUCAUCCCGGAACUACAAGAGCAUGCAUACAAAGAUAUCACAAUCGCUGCACUGGCAAGCCAUACUAGCGGUCUCGGUCGCUAUAUCUACGUUGGAGAUCUUGCAAUAGUGCCAGACUUCAACCCUGCAAUGCUCGGUCUGCCAGGCAUCAACGCUACCGGCAGCAAAGUGUCGACUUGCGACCCCUUCCCUGGUGCCCGCAUCUGCACACGCGAGGAGGUAGUUGCAGGACUCAACAAUCCCGCCUAUUACCCUCGAUCGACAAACUCCGGACCUCUCUAUUCCAAUAUAGGCUUUACGCUCCUCGGCAUGGCCCUUGAGGCAGUCCACAAGAAGACCUCCGAGCAAAUCAUACACGACCUCAUCACCUUCCCUCUCAGCCUAAGCAAGACAUCUUUCUCAACUCCCAAAAAUGUCAGCACAGCUCUCCUCCCUCGCUCCAAAGCAGACGGCCGCUGGUUCGUCCCCUCCUUCGGCAACUACAACCCAUCCGGCGGUCUCUGGUCAACACCCAACGACCAGCUCAAGUUCCUGCAGUCAAUCUUAUCCCACAAACUACUCAGUAAACCCGCAACCCAGCGGUGGCUGCAACCUCGCGCUCUGCUGCCGUCGCUGCAUCAAGCUGUUGGCGAGUCGUGGGAGAUUCUCAGGCCCACGGAUCUUGAUGUCAAAACUUCGAGGGCGAUCGAUAUCUUUACGAAGACGGGCGGUGUGACGGGGUAUGCGGCGUAUGCUGCGAUUGUGCCCGAGUACGAUAUCGCGCUCACGAUCAAUGCCGCUGGCGGGCAGGCACAAGAUGCUGUGUCGACGCUGUUUCCACAGCUAGUGAGGCCGUUGGUGGCAUACGCGGACAAGCUUGCGCAGCAACAGGCGAGGGCCGAGUAUGCGGGCACUUACACGGCACUAGGCGUCGCAAACAGUAUGACGCUGGCAGUAGAUGAUGGACCUGGGCUCGCUAUUGAGGACUUGACCAUGAACGGGGUACCAGUAUUGCAGUCGCUUGCUGCGCUGCAGAAGAUUCCCUACGAGAGUCUUAGCGCAAGACUGUAUCUCACGGAUCCAAGCUCGCUGGGUAUGGAGGAGGAGGCCUGGAGGAUCUCGAUUGACAGGAAAGACCAAGAAAAGAAGUUUGCUGAUCUGGAGUGCGCCAGUUGGAACUGGGGCGAUGCGUUUCGAUACGUGACGGAGCCACUCGACACUGUCAUUUUCACGAAAGAUGCAGGGGAAACCGUGGGUGUAGAGCUUCUGGGUUGGCGUUUGAAGCUGCACAGGACAUGAGGAAAGUAGGUGUGCAAAGUUUCUGACUAGUAUACUUCUCUAUCAAUACGGCUAUGUAUAUGACCCUAUGCUGCUCAUGAUGAAUAUUGAUAACU